This is a messenger RNA of Mya arenaria, 1074 nucleotides long. RefSeq lists its product as uncharacterized. The transcript has 2 exons. The record is from RefSeq and is a predicted model, not a curated record. NCBI's taxonomy places the organism in Eukaryota, Metazoa, Mollusca, Bivalvia, Myida, Myidae. Bases 34 to 390 code for a protein of 118 amino acids.
CAUUACAUCAUCACAAACUGUGUUAAGCAGAAAAUGGCAACAUCAGACGUAGAAGCGGCGCACAGAACAGCAUUUCAAUUCUGUGUACAAUCAGAAAUGACGCCUAUUAACACGUUACACCAGAUGAAAUCCACAGAACGUUACAAGAAUGUUUCAAGAGCACCUGUGUAUAAAUGGCAUGGUAGAUUUAUCGCCGGUAAUACGGAGUGUACACCUUGUGAGCGGCUGAAGUACAAGGAUUGCAGAACAGUGAAAUCUGUGCAGGACUUCAUUAACUGUGACAGUCGAUGUACCGUUCGAGAAGUUGCUGAGAUGGCCGGUAUAAACAGUACGCCGCAAUCUCAUGCAUGCGUUACGGAAGAAGCGCCCAGAUAUGGCAGCUCAGAUUGAAAACGUAGUAUUGCACCAGGACGCACCAAGCCAUACAGCUAGGAACACACAAUUAAACAUCGAUGUGUUAGGGUUCCUGCGAGCUAUCCAUCCACCAUCUUCCCCCAAUCUUGCGCCAUUGGUUUUUGCGUAUUUUCCAAAGUUGAAGGCAUUUUCGCGAGGAACACUGAUAGAACUGAGAUCAGCCAUGCGAUACAAACAUUCAAUCGCACAUUAGACUGUGAUUGGUUCAUGAACGUUGAGAACUGGGUUCGACAUAGCUAGUUUCGACUAUAUUUAUAUAUCACUUUCCUGGUGCUGGCGUCAUUUUAAACUUAUACAAUGUACAUAUACCUGAAUAACUUGUUGCACACAACGUAGCCCACAAAUACAUGUACACGUACAACAAGUGUGUUCUCGACCCUACGAUUAUCUUUUAAGUAGAUGCUUGUAUUUGAUAAUAACUACAUAAAACAUGAACUGUAUGCACACUUUACCUUAUCGACUCGUUAAACAGAAUUAAUCCACAUACAAUCGAAUAAUAAAUAAUUCCAUUCAGAUUGAUUUUACAGAAACAAAUACAUUCCAGAAAAAUCGACAACCUUUGUAAAAUAUCUGCACAAACAUCCUAUUUCUUUUCAUCCUACGGAAAUAUUCCAUUAAACCUGAUAAGCCAUUGACGUUUGUUUACACUUCCAUGUGGUG